Molecule: messenger RNA, 4008 nt
Organism: Coregonus sp. 'balchen'
Lineage: Eukaryota; Metazoa; Chordata; Actinopteri; Salmoniformes; Salmonidae
Source: the annotation of a GenBank genome assembly
AUGACAGGGAAAGUUUUGACAAUAACAGGGAAAGUCAUUCAUGCAACUAUAAGAUAUUAUAUGGGCCUUUACAUCUCACCUUGGUGUGUGUGUGUGUGUGUGUGUGUGUGUGUGUGUGUGUGUGUGUGUGUGUGUGUGUGUGUGUGUGUGUGUGUGUGUGUGUGUGUGUGUGUGUGUGUGUGUGUGUGUGUGUAGCAGAUUUGUAUGCUUCUUGUUCAGAGAAUAUCAAAUGAACAAUAUAUGAAUGUCAAAUAUACAGUACAAGCUCCUACUGUUGUUUUGCUGAAAGACAAGUACUGGUUCUGGUUCUGGCUACAGCCUGUAUGGUACCAGUUUAUUUAAAGGGGUAUGGUUUUGCAGUUUUUCUCUUCAAGGUCAGAACACGUAGCCACUGUUUAAUAUUUGUGUUCUUCAUUUUGUCAACUGAUAUACCAGUGUUGCUUCUGUCCCUAUCCUUGCCCUGAACCGGGCUAGAACAAGGGUCCAAAAACAUAAUACUUUUAUUUUAAUAAAUGUUUCUAUUCAGAUUUUUCAGGGGGUGAUGCAGCACCCUCAUCUUUCCUACUUCCCGUGCUACGCUACGGACCCUCUGAACACGUGUCAUCCAUGUAGUAGCGAUACCAGUCAGAUCACAAAAGCUGCAGAGCAGUGACCUUACAGAGCAGUGGUCCUUACAGAGCAUCGGUCCUUACAGAGCAGUGGUCCUUACAGAGCAGUGGUCCUUACAGAGCAGUGGUCCUUACAGAGCAGUGGUCCUUACAGAGCAUCGGUCCUUACAGAGCAGCGGUCCUUACAGAGCAGCGGUCCUUACAGAGCAUCGGUCCUUACAGAGCAGCGGUCCCUUACAGAGCAGUUGGUCCUUACAGAGCAUCGGUCCUUACAGAGCAGCGGUCCUUACAGAGCAGUGGUCCUUACAGAGCAGUGGUCCUUACAGAGCAGUGGUCCUUGGAAAACAACUACUUCUAGGUCUCAGUGAUUAAACGCUACUAGCGCACCGCUAACUAGCUAUCCAUUUCACAUCAGCUACACUGACGUCUCUCUCUCUCUCUCUCUCUCUCGCCCCCCACCCGUUCUCCCAUCCAUCCCUCCUCCCUCCCCCUUCUCUCUCCCCCUCUCUCUCCCCCACCCUCCCUCUCUCCCCUCUCUCCCCUCCCCCCUCUCUCCCCCUCACGCCCCGCUCUCCCCCUCUCUCCCCGUCCCUCUCUCCCCCUCUCUCUCCCUCCCUCCCUCUCUAACCCCCCCCCGUCCAAUCUCUCUCCACAUGGCCCUCCCACUCUCCACCUCUCUCCCCCACCCCCCUCCCUCCUCCCCGCUCUCUCUCCUUCCUCCAGAUCCUGGCCAUCCUCUCCAUUCUGUUCAUUAUCCUCUCCACCAUUGCCUUGUCCCUCAACACCCUACCAGAGCUCCAGGUGCUAGAUGAGUUCGGCCAGGCCAACGACAACCCCCAGCUGGCCCAUGUAGAGGCCAUCUGCAUCGCCUGGUUCACCAUGGAGUACGUUCUUCGCUUUCUCUCCUCACCUAACAAGUGGAAGUUCUUCAAAGGUAUAUAUACGCUGGACCCGCUCCUCAACUAAACUGAAACUGAUCCGACCGACCGACCGACCGACCGACCGCUGCAAGACGGAGCAUUUAUAUUGCAGCGUCAUCGCCUGCUUAACAGAUUAACAUUACUUUUGUAUUUUGUUUGUGUUUUAGUUAGUAAUACUGCCAAUUUUAAUAUUUAAAAUGUAAGUUGUACUCGCAAUUCAGCUUGUUGCUGCCACUUGUACAAUGUCUUGUUGAAGUAAAAACUGUUUUAUCACUCUCUCUCUCCCUACCCCUGUCCUUUGCUUUCGCUCUCUCUUUCACUUCCUUCUCUCCCUCUCUCUGUCUUAAAGGUCCCCUGAACGUCAUUGACCUGCUGGCCAUCCUCCCUUAUUACGUCACCAUCUUCCUGACGGAAUCCAACAAGAGCGUUCUACAGUUCCAGAAUGUCCGGCGUGUGGUGCAGAUAUUCCGGAUCAUGAGAAUAUUAAGGAUUCUGAAGCUGGCCAGGCAUUCCACAGGGCUGCAGUCUCUAGGUCUGUGUGCAUAUUGUUUAGCCUGGUGUUUCUUAAUCAUGGUCCUGGGGACCCAAACGGGUGCUCGUUUUAGUUUUUGCCCUAGCACUACACACCUGAUUCCACCAAUGAAAGGUUUGAUGAGUUGAUUCGUGAGCACCUCUUUGGGUUCCCAGGACCAAGAAACACUGUUGUUUGCCUCAUUGAGGACAUACAGUUUGAGUUGUUCUAAUCUAAUCUAAUCUAAUCUAAUAUAGGCUUCACCCUGAGGCGGAGUUACAACGAGUUGGGCCUGCUCAUCCUCUUCCUGGCCAUGGGCAUCAUGAUCUUCUCCAGCCUCGUCUUCUUCGCCGAGAAGGACGAAGACGCCACCAAGUUCACCAGCAUCCCCGCGUCCUUCUGGUGGGCCACCAUCACUAUGACCACGGUGGGUUACGGUGACAUCUACCCUCAGACUCUUCUGGGUAAGAUAGUCGGGGGUCUGUGCUGUAUCGCCGGGGUGCUGGUGAUCGCUCUACCCAUCCCCAUUAUAGUCAACAACUUCUCUGAGUUCUACAAGGAGCAGAAGAGGCAGGAGAAGGCCAUCAAGAGGCGGGAGGCGCUGGAGAGGGCCAAGAGGAACGGCAGUAUCGUCUCCAUGAACCUGAAGGACGCGUUCGCCCGGAGUAUGGAGCUGAUGGAUGUAGUCGUGGAUAAAAGAGGAGAGGACAAGCUCUGUGUGGGCCUGGAUAACCACCUGUCCCCCAGCCGCUGGGCCGGCACACCCAAAUGCACCGCCUCCGACACCAGUCUUCAUUCCCUGGAUAAGACGUUCCCCGAGUCCAUCCUCCUGGGGUCCACCCACCGCAUCACCAUCACCACCAGUGUAAGACCCCAGCGGCGGCACCUCGGCAGCCCUCAGUUCAGAGGCGGUACCUCUCAGCUUCUUAACGCUCAGAACCUAGAGACCAUGUACAACCAGAUGGCCAGGUCUCAGUCCUUCACCAACCUCAACACUUCCUGCUCCGUGAGCACCGUGAGCACCUCCACCGCCUUCACCACCACGGCAACCCCGGCGCCGCCGCUGCAACAGCACCCGGGGUCCCCUCCCACCCCGGUCCCGACCUUACAGAAAGUGGAGCUGGAGAUGCAGGAAGUCCCGCCCUCUUCUUCGACCGAGCCCUUACUGAAGGAAGUUGAAGGAAUACGGAGCCUGCCCAGCGUGGAUAGCUUCUCUAGCUGCAGGGACGAGUUCUCGGAGGGCUCUGGAUAUGGAAGAAAGCUCCCUCUGUCUCUGGACCUCCUCCCAGAGUCGAGUGUCGAUGACGUCCAAAGCCCCCAGGAUGCCACCCUCCUCAAAGACGGGAUGUAUGGGUUUGUUCACUAUGACCAAGAUGGUGCCACACAGUCCCCCAGAGACGACGCAGAGAGCUUCAACAGAACAGUGGAGGACAUCCGGAACUCCCUGAGAGGCAGUAUCAACCCCGUCGUCAAGGGAACUAAAGGGUUAAAGGUCAACUUCAUAGAGGGCCCCCCUACCGAGGUCCCCCCGACGCCACCCAGCACCACCUCCCGCCAAGACAUCAGCUCCAGCCUCCUGGAGGAUGAGUCCCCUGAGGGAGAGACCUCGCCACACCUCCCCAGCACAGAGGCACUUGACCCGGGCACAGAAGACGAGACCUUCCCCCUGUCCCCUGAGAGGCUGAUGGUGGUGAUGGACACCCCGCCAGGGGACGAGGACACCCUGGACCAGAGUCUCGGGGGUCAAGGGUUGGCCAACGACGAGAACCACGAGGAGAAGAAUCUGAUGGAGAUGGCGGGAGCGGCGGGGAACUGCACCCAGGGUGUGAUGGGGGGAGGGGCAGGUGGGGAGGGCAAGGCCAACAGCAACCAAAGUGGACUUAAAGCAGAGAACCACAUGUUUACACCAGAGAUCCCCCUGAUGACCGGGGACAGCAGUAUGUCCCCAACCUGCGAAACCAGCAUGUGA